Molecule: messenger RNA, 1065 nt
Organism: Anopheles nili
Lineage: Eukaryota; Metazoa; Arthropoda; Insecta; Diptera; Culicidae
Gene: PIG-K
Product: putative GPI-anchor transamidase
Exons: 4
Coding region: 1-1065 (354 amino acids)
Biological process (GO): protein localization to cell surface; attachment of GPI anchor to protein; proteolysis
Cellular component (GO): GPI-anchor transamidase complex
Molecular function (GO): GPI-anchor transamidase activity
Source: RefSeq, a predicted model, not a curated record
AUGUGGGAAAACAUUUGCAGUAGUUUAGUAACAGUAUGGUUGGUGCUUACCUGGACAGUGUUGGUUUCUUCAAACGAAAUAGAGUUGCCUGCAAAGUUUGUUACCAGCAGUUCACAUACCAACAACUGGGCUGUACUAGUUGAUACUUCUCGAUUUUGGUUCAAUUAUCGGCAUAUCGCCAAUGUUUUGUCAGUUUAUCGUUCGGUGAAACGUUUAGGUAUUCCUGAUAGCCAGAUAUUGUUGAUGGUCGCCGACGACAUGGCAUGCAACGCGCGUAAUCCGCGUCCCGCUACAGUAUUUAACAAUGCCAAACAACAUAUCAAUGUGUAUGGUUCCGACGUCGAGGUCGACUAUCGUGGCUACGAGGUAACGGUGGAAAGUUUUGUGCGAUUAUUAACAGGCAGAAACGAAAAUGGGACUGCCCGUUCAAAAAGAUUGUUAUCAGAUUCAGGUAGCAACGUUCUGAUAUACCUGACCGGACAUGGUGGAGAUGGAUUCCUUAAAUUUCAAGACUCCGAAGAGAUCACAAAUCAGGAACUGGCGGAUGCCAUUGAACAAAUGUGGCAGAAGCAACGAUAUAACGAGCUAUUUUUCAUGAUUGACACGUGUCAGGCAGCUUCAAUGUACGAAAAAUUCUACUCUCCCAAUAUUCUUGCUGUGGCCAGCAGUUUGGUUGGAGAGGAUUCACUAUCACAUCACAUCGAUCCAGCCAUCGGUGUGUAUAUCAUUGAUCGCUAUACGUACAAUGCACUAGAAUUCCUGGAAAGAGUUGAAUGGAAUAGUAAAAAAACGAUGGGUGAUUUUCUCUCUGUCUGUCCUAAACGAGCCUGCAUUUCUACAGUGGGAGUAAGGAAAGAUCUGUAUCCGAAGGACCCAUUCAAAGUGCCCAUAACGGAUUUCUUUGGUUCCAUUCGCCCCACUGAAAUUUCAUUAGAUGUCGUUAAUGUAACACUAUCAACAAUUCCAGAACUACAGAUUCAACCAAAGGCAAUCAGUAAACCAAACCCCAAACUGUUCUUUGAACAGUUCCCUAGCAAAGCGUUCCUUCCAGUUCUAGUCAUUUGA